AGACAAAAAGACAACUCACUACAAUCAUAUACAAGAAACUAACUCGUACUGAUACAUACUUACAAGUUAUAUUUCCAGUCUUAAUAUCCAUAGUAUUAUUAAAUGCUUGAAGAUGAGCAACAAAGCUGAAAACCUGUGUGACAAAAACUCCAUCAAAACUGAACACUUGCACAUCAUGUAGUGUUUUAAACAGAAUGAGUACCCUUUAGUUUCAUCACCAAUAGCUUGAAGAACAUAAUCUAAGUGAUACAACACAUGAGAACUAGGCCAUCAUUAUUUACCUCACAUAUGUACAAAACCUAAGUGUAGCUGAAAAGUUCUAAAUUAAUGUCUGUUGGAAAUAUUGUAUAAAAUUCGGACCAGUUCUUGCCAAGAACAAUUAAUGACAAGCAUCAAAAUGUUAUUUAUGAAAUACCAUGUUCUUGUAAACAGGCUUACAUUGGAGAAACUGAAACUGAGUGAAAGAACAUAAAUAUUGCACAAGACUGAUAACACAGAAUUCUGCCCUGGCAGAUAAUGCCAUGUUGACUGGACAUAAAAUAAACUAAGACAAUUACAAAAUAUAAACUUGGGUACAUUUUAGAAAACUAGAAAUCAAAGAAUCUCCAAAUCAUCAUGGUGAAUUUAUUACUAAAUAUAGACUCAAGCCUGGAAAUCAGCAGUUUGUGGCUACCAUUGGUCAAAUCGUUACCCAUUUCACCAACUACAUUACAAGAACCACCAGCCAGUUAAGUCAUGUCUACUUCAAUCCUCCCAACUACCAUAAAAAACUUCUGCAAAAGCUGGUGCAAGCUGACCUGAAGAUGGAAGAUGAAAGUCUUUCAAAACAGUGUCCUUUUUAUUGGAGAACUUUCAUAGAUUAGCCCUCCAAGACUGUCAUUUUGAACCAAGCAGUUGCUACCCAUUUCACCUUUGUUCAUCAUAAAUAUUCUGCCUAAAUCAUCUAUAAAAGAAUAAAUAAUAUUUGAUGUUGUCAACUUAUACUUGCAUCUCAAUGUUUUAUUGAAAAGUAGAUCAAGCAUGGAAAAGAAGACUAGUAUUUGGAAACACUUCCAGACUCAUUUUGUCCAGUAGAAAAUGUUUAUGAAGAAAACUUUGGUUUGAGAUCAUUGGGUUUUUUACUCAAUUCAGCCUAAGUUCUAAAUCUAACUUAGUAAUAUAUGCAUGAUGUUAUUGACUGAAUCAUAAGUUAAUGAUAAUAGUAUGAAUGAAAUGGAAGACGAUACACUUCAAUGUGACUGCCAUCUAGAAGUAGAUGAAAAUGUUAAUCCUUUUCAAGGCAAAAGAACUCUACCAAAUUCUCCUUUACUGCAUCAUGAGAACAACCAGGGUUUUGUCUUUAGAAGCACUGAAAAAAAUAUAAAUUCCCUGCAAUCAUUCUCAAGCUGUAAAGCGUAUUGUUCAGCAGAAGUGCUCAACUGUGAGGAGAUAAAUCAGAAUCUGAGAAUGGCCUCGUCUGAUUUCCAGGUAAUGUCUGGGGAAAAAUGUAAACCACCUGAUCUUACACAUUCUCUUACAUCAUCAACUAAUUAUAAACGGAAGAUAGAAGGUGAAGAGGAAGGUAUGGGGACAGCUUUGUCAUCCUUGAAUAGCUCUCAACUGCUCUCUUUCAACAGUGACUGUGUUGCCGGGCUCAAGUCCAUGGAGACAUCAUGUGAAACAGUGUCAAGUCUUCCAGAUCGUGGAGAACCUGAUCUCUUGUGCCACAUUCCUUGCUGGAAGGAUAGACCAAACAGAAGAACUGAUUGUAGCAAUGGAUCAACUCUUAUGCCCUCUUCCAUAGCACUUCAGAAUGUUGCUGAUUGUAGUGUUUUUACAAGUGGUGAUAAGGUCUUUCGACCCUUCCAUGAACAUGGAAGCAAGACAGCUCUCCCUGUACACAUAGAAGGGAAAAUUACAGAAAGUUUUCAUUCUGUGAUGAAAGAAGUUUUUGAUCUGAGCACAAUAUAA
Messenger RNA from Limulus polyphemus (Atlantic horseshoe crab), 1950 nucleotides. RefSeq lists its product as uncharacterized. NCBI's taxonomy places the organism in Eukaryota, Metazoa, Arthropoda, Merostomata, Xiphosura, Limulidae. The transcript has 3 exons. The record is from RefSeq and is a predicted model, not a curated record. The coding region runs from base 1204 to 1950 and encodes 248 amino acids.